AUGCCACCUAAAAGGAGGAAACUUUUGGGACGGCGCACGGCAGCUGCCUCCGCUGCUAGAGCAGCGAGGGCGAGUGAAACUCCUGAACAGACUUCUUUGUGUCUUUCACGGAAGGCCUCGAGCUCAGCUGCUCGCUUAUCUACAGAAAGCGCCGCUGCGCAGACUGAAAGGUUGGCUUCAGUAGCUUCAACCAUGUUCACACGCCGCGCCAGGCUUUCAGUUGAAUGUUCACUUCAGAAUUCACAGGACGCAUUCUGCGUGGCUAGGUUGAGGGCUUCACACUCCCCAGCACAGAAAACCCAUCGUCGUUUGCAGGAUACCACCGCCAAAGCUUGCUCCAGGGCGUCUCCCAGAGCCUUAGAAAGCCCUGCACAGACCACUGUUCGUCGGGUUAGAAAGACCCGUUCCACCGCGUCUGCCAGAGCCUUAGAAAGCCCUGCACAAACCACUGUUCGUCGCGUUAGAAAUGCCCGCUCUACUGCGUCUGCCAGAGCCAUAGAAAGCCCUGCACAAACCACUGUUCGUCGCAUUAGAAAUGCCCACUCUACUGCGUUUGCCAGGGCUGCAGAAAACUCUGAAGCAAGCUGCGAUUCCAUGUCGACCUCAAAGACGGUCUUCUGUAGGACUUACUACGCCUACAUGUUUAUGAUUAGGGAGGGUGAAUUUAACCAUUUGAACAGGUGCCGUCAAAUAUUUCUUCAAUUCGCUGUUGAUAUGGGUGCAAAAAUUGAGUCGGAGAGGUUAGGAUUCAUCAAGUUAAACCAAUCCAAACUUAGAACCGACUCUUAUAUUCACCUUCGUGAUGGUCUGCGUUCUGAUGGUGACCCACGCAAUCUCGGCAAACCGUGCAUUUUGCCUUCCUCUUACACUGGUGGCCCUCGAUACAUGCAUGAAAGGACACAAGACGCAAUGACCUAUGUCCGUCAUUACGGGAGGCCUGAUUUGUUCGUCACGUUCACGUGCAAUCCGAAAUGGGUUGAAAUCACACGCGAACUUUUUCAAGGUGAAAAGUACUCACAUCGCCCUGACUUAAUUGCCCGCGUUUUCCGGUUACAGCUGUGUAAGGUUAUGGAUUUAAUCCUUAAAGGGCAAGUCUUCGGACGCGGUAAGUAUCAUAUGUAUACAGUGGAAUGGCAGAAACGCGGUUUGCCUCAUGCCCACAUUCUGCUGUGGCUCAACGAUAAGGUUGACGCAAACAAAAUAGAUGAUUUUAUUUCAGCUGAAAUUCCGGAUCCUGUGCUGGAUCCUUUGCUCCACGAAAUCAUUAAAAACAAUAUGAUACACGGCCCCUGUGGCGCAAAUUACGAAAAAAGGUCAUGUUGGUCAAGUGGUCCCACUUGCGCAAAGGGUCACCCCCGUAAGUUUAUCUCAGAAACGCAAACUGCGACGGAUGGUUACCCACUGUACAGACGUAGAAGCCCCGCUGAGGUUGACAGAACUAAUUUUUCUUUCUUUCUUUCUUUUAAUAGCUUUCAUUGUUUUUCUGUUUCUAAUUCUUUCUUUUUUAUUCUCACAUUUCAUAAACUGCUUUCUUGCGUUUUUUCUUUCUUUUAUUUUUCUACUUCCUUUCUUUCCAUAUUAAUCUUCUCCUCUUUCUUUAAUUCUUUUUCUCUUAAAUUCUUUUCAUUUUUAUUUCUUUUUAUCAUGUCUUUUUCGUUUAUUCUUUUUUUUUUCAAUCCUUCUCUUCAUUUAUUUCCUUUAUUCUUUCUUUUCUUUCUUUCUCUUGAUAUUCUACUUUUGUUCUUUUUUACAUUCUUCUUUCUUUCUUCUUUUCUUUCUUCUUUUCUUUGCUUUUUCUUUCCUUUCGCAUAA
Messenger RNA from Acanthosepion pharaonis, 1812 nucleotides. Lineage: Eukaryota; Metazoa; Mollusca; Cephalopoda; Sepiida; Sepiidae. The record is from the annotation of a GenBank genome assembly.